AUGAAAUAUCCAAACAUGGCUGAAAAAAUGAAAUAUGCCACCCAGAAAUGGGACCAGAAAGCCAAAUAUGGUCAGAUAAAUGAAACUCACCACAUAGCAAUAUGGCCAGGAAAGCAAAUCACACCACCCUGGAAGGUCACAUCUCUGAUCUCACAUGUGGCCAAAAACAUGAAUCACACCACCCUCAAGGGUGGCUUAAAAUUUGGAUUACACCACACUCAAGCUGGGCAACUGCAGACUUUACACACUAAACAUGCAAA
Molecule: messenger RNA, 260 nt
Organism: Entrophospora candida
Lineage: Eukaryota; Fungi; Glomeromycota; Glomeromycetes; Entrophosporales; Entrophosporaceae
Source: the annotation of a GenBank genome assembly